Molecule: messenger RNA, 2243 nt
Organism: Morus notabilis
Lineage: Eukaryota; Viridiplantae; Streptophyta; Magnoliopsida; Rosales; Moraceae
Product: putative clathrin assembly protein At5g35200
Exons: 16
Coding region: 203-1837 (544 amino acids)
Biological process (GO): clathrin-dependent endocytosis; vesicle budding from membrane; clathrin coat assembly
Cellular component (GO): clathrin-coated pit; clathrin-coated vesicle
Molecular function (GO): phosphatidylinositol-4,5-bisphosphate binding; 1-phosphatidylinositol binding; clathrin heavy chain binding
Source: RefSeq, a predicted model, not a curated record
GAUUAAAAAAAGAAAGUAUUUGUCAUAGACGCCGACGACCCAACCAAACCGAGCUCAUUUGUUCUGGUCGACUUUUCUCUGCUCUCGACCAGCCACCCACACCUCCAUUCUUUCUCUCUCUCUCUCUCCCAGUGAUUUGGAUUCAGUUGAUUCGAGUUCUCUGAUCUGUGUACAUUUUGGUUGUUGAGGGAGAGAGGGGAGAAUGUCAGGAGGUACUCAGAAAAGUUUGAGGAAAGCGCUUGGAGCCCUUAAGGACACCACUACAGUUUCAUUGGCUAAAGUCAAUAGUGAUUACAAGGAAUUGGACAUUGCUAUAGUCAAAGCCACAAAUCAUGUUGAACGCCCUGCUAAGGAAAAGCACAUCAGAGCUAUUUUUGCUGCUAUUUCAGCAACUAGACCUCGAGCCGAUGUUGCGUACUGUAUCCAUGCUCUGGCGAGAAGGUUGUCGAGAACACAUAAUUGGGCGGUUGCAUUGAAAACUCUCAUUGUUAUUCAUCGUGCUUUGAGGGAAGUGGACCCCACAUUUCAUGAGGAACUCAUUAAUUAUGGAAGAAGCAGGAGCCAUAUGCUUAACUUGGCUCACUUUAAAGAUGAUUCCAGCCCAAAUGCAUGGGAUUAUUCUGCCUGGGUCCGUACUUAUGCCUUAUUCUUGGAGGAGAGGCUGGAAUGCUUCCGUGUUCUGAAAUACGAUGUUGAGACAGACCGUGCAAGGACCAAGGAUUUGGAUACUGCAGAAUUGCUUGAGCACUUGCCUGCACUGCAACAGCUUCUUUUUCGUGUUCUUGGAUGCCAACCACAAGGAGCUGCAGUUCAUAAUUAUGUGAUUCAGUUAGCACUGUCGAUGGUUGCUACAGAAAGCAUUAGGGUUUAUCAGGCUAUAAGUGAUGGUACAGUUAAUCUGGUUGACAAGUUCUUUGAGAUGGAACGCCACAAUGCUGUGAAGGCUCUGGAUAUAUAUAGGAGGGCCGGCCAGCAGGCGGAGAGACUUUCAGAAUUUUACGAGAUAUGUAAAAGUAUUGACAUUGGGCGUGGAGAGAGGUUUAUCAAGAUUGAGCAGCCCCCUGCGUCAUUUUUACAAGCCAUGGAAGAGUAUGUCAGAGAUGCGCCCCGGGUUUCAACAGUUCGCAAGGAUCAGGUGGUUGACAAUAAGAUUGCUGCUCCCAAGGAAGUGUUGGCCAUAGAGUACAAAAAGGCUCCAGAGAUGGAGGAGACACGUCCACCAUCACCACCUCCACCUGAAGCGGAACCUGUAAAAGUUGAAGCACCUGUUGCUGAACCACCCAAUCUUCUGGGUUUGAAUGAUCCCACUCCCGAUACUAAGGAAUUAGAUGAGAAGAAUGCCUUGGCUUUGGCCAUUGUUCCAAUCACUGAUCAACCUUCUAUGGCUUCAACACAAACAAACGGAACUACAGGCUGGGAAUUAGCACUUGUAACAGCUCCAAGCUCAAAUGAAACUGCCACAGCUACUAGCAAACUGGCGGGGGGAUUGGACAAACUUACACUGGACAGCCUAUACGACGACGCAAUCAGAAGAAACAGCCAGAAUGUGAGCUAUAAUCCUUGGGAGCCUGCUCCAGUGUCGGGUCACAUGAUGCAACAACCAGUACCUGAUCCAUUUUCCGCUUCUAGAGCAGUGGCUGCACCACAUUCAGUGCAAAUGGCAGCCAUGGCCAACCAACAGCAGGCGUUUAUGUUCCAGCAUCAACAGCAAAUGAUGAUGAUGGGUCCUCAACAACAAUCUGCAAAUCCUUUUGGAAACCCUCAUGGAGCCACUGUCCAUCCCUAUGGCUCAGGUAUGCCUGUUCAAGCAUACAAUCCGUAUACAGGCCUUAUUUAAUGGUUUCCCCAAAGCAUACUUUCCAUAUUGAGAGUCAUGACAGAUGAAAAAGACUGACAGAUGAAAAAGACUGGCAGAUUUGCCAGGAGUGGGAAAUUGGAAGAAGAGAAGAGACAAUAGUGUACCAUAUCUUGUGCAUGUGCAGUUAGCUAGGAUUGAGAUUCUUUCUAAAUAAAUAACCAUAGAGGGAGGACUAGCAAUUAUUUGAUAAUUAAAUUGAAGGGUGGUAAUGAUGCUUUUGAGAUUACUGAAAUUUUUUUUGGACCAGACCCUGCUUUAUUCUUGUUAUUCUUAAGCAGGAAAUCUUGUUAUUAUUAUUAUUUUUUGCCUAUGUUUUUCUUUCCUUGUUCCUCCCUCUUUGUUGGUGUUUAUUAGGCCCAUAUAAAUGAUAGAAAAGUUAUUUGUA